AUGUGGCCUCAAGGGGCCAUCUUCGUGGCCUUUCCCCACCUGGGCCCCAUCCUGGUCUGGCUGCUCGCAGGCCAUCAGAUGGCUGGUUGGUGUGAUGAACCGAGGAAGCUGCCCUGGUGCCCACUCCACAAAGUCUUCUUGCUAGUGUGGACCACCAUCUACUCUGUCAUGGGCUAUGCCUCCUACCUGGUGUGGAAGGACCUGGGAGGGGGCUUUGGGCGGCCCCUGGCCCUGCCUCUCGGCCUCUAUGCAUUGCAGCUCACCAUCAGCUGGACUGUGCUGGUUCUCUUUUUCGCAGCCCACACCCCUGGUCUGGCCCUGCUACUCCUGCUGCUGCUCUACGGGCUGGUGGUGAGUUUGGCGCUGAUCUGGCACCCCGUCAACAAGCUGGCUGCCCUGCUCCUGCUGCCCUACCUGGCCUGGCUCACCGUGACCGCUUCAAUCGCCUAUCACCUGUGGAGGGACAGCGUUUGUCCAGAGCACCAAGCUCAGCCCAUGGGGGAGAAGAGCAACUGA
This is a messenger RNA of Condylura cristata (star-nosed mole), 516 nucleotides long. RefSeq names its product translocator protein 2 (gene TSPO2). Gene Ontology annotation, cellular component: endoplasmic reticulum; membrane. The coding region runs from base 1 to 516 and encodes 171 amino acids. The record is from RefSeq and is a predicted model, not a curated record. Lineage: Eukaryota; Metazoa; Chordata; Mammalia; Eulipotyphla; Talpidae. Gene Ontology annotation, molecular function: cholesterol binding. The transcript has 3 exons.